Messenger RNA from Exserohilum turcica Et28A, 1689 nucleotides. RefSeq lists its product as uncharacterized. The record is from RefSeq and is a predicted model, not a curated record. Gene Ontology annotation, biological process: amino acid transmembrane transport. The transcript has 6 exons. Gene Ontology annotation, molecular function: amino acid transmembrane transporter activity. NCBI's taxonomy places the organism in Eukaryota, Fungi, Ascomycota, Dothideomycetes, Pleosporales, Pleosporaceae. Gene Ontology annotation, cellular component: membrane. The coding region runs from base 1 to 1689 and encodes 562 amino acids.
AUGGCGUCCAUCAGCAGAGACUUUGAGGCGGGCGCGCCUAAUCAGGGGAAGAGCCAGGGCUAUGUCGUCGAUGAAGAGAAGAACAAUUAUGACCUGGGCCCCCGCCGCUCUAGUACCGUGGGAUCUGUGAGAUCAGUCACCGACAAUACACAUCGCAAGCUGAAAAACAGACACAUCCAACUCAUCGGUAUUGGUGGUACGAUUGGAACGGCUCUUUACGUCCAGAUCGGCAGAGGAUUGAUGAAUGGUGGUCCUGGGUCUCUGUUUCUCGCCUUUUCGUUAUGGUGUACCGUCAUCUUGGCUGUGAUGCUCAGCAUCGCCGAGAUGGUCACGUUCCUCCCGGUAUCCUCGCCAUUCAUUCGCUUUGCUGGACGCUUUGUAGACGACGCCUUUGGCUUUGCGGCUGGGUGGAAUUUCUUCGUUUUUGAGGCAGCCCUAGUACCAUUUGAGGUUGUGGCUUGCAACGUCGUUAUUGGAUUCUGGAGCGAUGUCGUGCCCACUGGUGCCAUUAUUGCAAUCGUUCUCAUCCUCUAUGCUGUCAUCAACAUGCUGGCUGUGAAGUGGUAUGGAGAAACGGAAUUCUAUGCUGCCGUCGGCAAAGUCCUGCUCAUCAUCGGCCUGCUCUGCUUCACCUUCAUUUCCAUGUUGGGCGGCAAUCCCGAAAAAGACCGCUAUGGAUUCCGAUACUGGGAGAAGCCUGGAAGCUUCGCAGAAUUGUACUACGGAGGAGCACUCGGCCGGUUCCUGGGAUUUCUGCAAUGCCUCAUCCAAGCAUCCUUUACAAUUGCCGGGCCAGACUACGUCUCCAUGGCUGCAGGAGAGACGGAGAACCCGCGCAAAGUCAUGCCGCGCGCCUACAACGCCGUCUUCUACCGUCUCACCACCUUCUUCGUGCUUGGCUCCCUCGCCGUGGGAAUCAACGUGCCAUACAACGACCCGGAGUUGAUCAAUGCCUUUAAACUAGGUAAGCCCGGUGCCGCAGCCUCACCCUACGUCAUCGCCAUGAACAGACUGCGCAUCGAAGGUCUCCCGCACGUCGUCAACGCCGGCGUCCUCGCAUCUGCCUUUUCUGCAGGAAACUCGUACGUCUACUGCGCAUCGCGCUCGCUGUUCGGCCUCGCGCUCGAAGGCAAAGCCCCCAAGAUCUUCACAAAAUGCACGAAACAAGGCGUGCCGUUCUACUGCGUCCUCGUCGUCCUGCUCAUCGCCCUGCUCUCGUUCCUCCAGCUCAGCUCAAACUCGGCCGUCGUGCUCAACUGGUUCGUGAGCUUGGUCACCGCCUCCCAGCUCAUCAACUUCAGCGUCAUGUGCUUCACCUUUUUGCGCUUCCACAAGGCGUGCAAAGCUCAGGGCUUGGAUCGCAACACGCUGCCGUACAAGGGCAUCUGCCAGCCUUACGCCGCAUAUUACGGUCUCAUCUGCACCUUUAUCAUGACUUUUGUCGGUGGAUAUACCGUUUCCCUAAAGGGACAAUGGGAUGUAACUUCUUUCCUGUUCUCGUACUUGAUGGUCUUCAUUUUCCCCGUUCUCUUCAUCGGCUGGAAGAUACUCAAGAGGACCAGAUGGGUUCCCUCGCACGAGGCCGAUCUCGUUACCGAUCUCGCGGAAAUCGAGGAGUACCAUCGCACUUUUGUCGAGAAGCCGGAGACAAACCCGUUCAACCGCUUUUUGGAUAAGCUGUUCGCUUAG